Trichoderma asperellum CBS 433.97 is the source of this 1190-nucleotide messenger RNA. RefSeq lists its product as uncharacterized. The record is from RefSeq and is a predicted model, not a curated record. Gene Ontology annotation, biological process: fatty acid metabolic process. Gene Ontology annotation, molecular function: NAD+ binding; L-gulonate 3-dehydrogenase activity. NCBI's taxonomy places the organism in Eukaryota, Fungi, Ascomycota, Sordariomycetes, Hypocreales, Hypocreaceae.
AUAUGUAAAAUUUCAGCUAUAAAUGGUAAUGGCUGCUGACGACGGUCUCUUAUACUUUGUCGAGCAGUUGAGUAAUACAUACAUUUUCCACUCUGAUAGUCUUCCUGUUUCUGUUGGUUUCAACUUCACUUAUUUUUAUCGCUAUCCAAAUUUCCGAUCAUGUCAAUCCGAACAGUAGGCGUGCUUGGCACCGGGGUGAUUGGAGCAUCUUGGACCGGUUUAUUUUUGGCCCAUGGCUUGAAGGUUAUAGUGUCAGACCCCGCGCCGGGUGCCGAACGACAGCUUUCAGAUUACCUUCACAGCAUCUGGCCCACUCUGGAAAAGCAGAAGAGGUCUUCUCACGCGGCACUGACCAACUAUCGCUUUGUGGGAGCCAGUUUCAAAGAUCACUUUGCUGAUGUCGACUUUGUCCAAGAGAAUGCGCCAGAACGACCCGAGCUGAAGACUAAGCUUUUUGCAGAACUUGAUGCUGCGACCCGUCCAGACGUGAUAAUUGCCUCUUCUUCGUCUGGAAUACCGAGUUCUCAUUUCAUAUCACAAUGUGCAGUCAAUCCUACGCGUGUGCUUAUCGGGCAUCCUUUUAACCCGCCACAUUUAAUGCCUCUUGUCGAAGUGGUCCCUCAUCCCACAACAGCAACUUCGGUCACAGAGGCGGCAAAGUCAUUCUAUAAAUCGCUAGGUCGAACUCCGGUGCAUAUUCGCCAAGAGCUACCGGGGUUUGCGGCCAACCGUCUCCAGAUAGCGGUUCUCAAUGAAGCUUACAGCCUUGUGAGCCGUGGUAUUAUCUCUGCCGAAGAUCUAGAUACAUGUGUUACCAAUAGCCUUGGGCCGCGAUGGGCUGCCACUGGUCCCCUUCUAUCCAACACAAUGGGAGGCGGAGGCGGAAUCGACGGCUUCAAGCAUGCUUUGGAACACUUCGGCCCUGCGUAUCGAGUUUGGCUGGAUGAUAUGAAAGCUCAUGCGUUCACAUGGACGCCUGAGAACGUUGAUGCGCUAAGCUCUAGUGUCGCUGAAGAGCUACGUGGAAAAGAUGCCAAGGACUUGGAACGAAAGCGGGAUGAUAUGCUUGUUAAAAUCCUCAGUCUAAGGGAGUAAAUAAAUGGCCAGCAUUUUGCUUUUAUGUUUAAGUUUUUCAGGAUUUCGACGGCAGAUUACUUUAAAGUGAAUAAUUGUUAAAAUUGCCUUGAGCC